AUGUCUUCAAAGCUCGUCGUCGUCACCGGCUCAAACCGAGGCAUUGGCCAAGGCAUCAUCCAUCUCCUCGCCAAAACCCAACACGACCCUCCACUAACAAUCUACGCAACUUCCCGCUCCGGAACCGAUCUCCACAUAAAAGCUUCUCACAGCAACCAAGUGCGUUACAGCAAGCUCGAUGUCAGCGACAAGGACUCCAUUACAUCCUUCAUCGCCUCGACCGGCCAAGCCAUCGACGUCCUCAUCAACAACGCAGGCAUAAACAACAACAACUCAGAAACACCCGAGCUCGCUGCCCAAACCAUUGACGUCAACUACCGCGGCACGAAAUCCAUGUGUGAGAUCUUUCUCGAACAGGGCGGCAUGGCGCGCAACAAGGGCUCGCGAAUCGUCAACGUAUCCAGCACAGCAUGCCAAUUGAGCAACUGGUCGCCUGCGCUUCAGACACAAUUCCGCAGCGUGAAGUCUCUCUCCGACGUCGAUGCAUUGGCAGAUUCAUACCUCGCUUCCCUGCCCUCCAAGCAAUCCUCUGCGGGCUGGGGCUCGGGGCCAAGAUCCUACCAAGUGUCCAAAUCACUCGUCAAUGCGCUGACUGUUGUGCUCGCGGCGCAGAAUCCAGGCGUGUUGGUCAAUUGCUGCUGUCCUGGCUGGGUGGAUACGGAUAUGGGCCAUCAAGUCGGCACGCCGCCGAAGACGCUGGAAGAAGGCGCGAGGAUCCCUGUGCGGUUAGCGAUUGGGGAAUUAGGCAGUGGAGGAGAUCGAGACGGCGGAUUAAGCAAAGGGACAGAAGACGUAAGCGGGAAGUAUUUCGGUAAUGAUGGGGUGACUGAUAGGGGAUGGGGAAGGAGUCGGGAGUGGUAA
Messenger RNA from Parastagonospora nodorum SN15, 861 nucleotides. RefSeq lists its product as hypothetical. Bases 1 to 861 code for a protein of 286 amino acids. The transcript has a single exon. The record is from RefSeq and is a predicted model, not a curated record. Lineage: Eukaryota; Fungi; Ascomycota; Dothideomycetes; Pleosporales; Phaeosphaeriaceae. Gene Ontology annotation, cellular component: membrane.